CCCCGAACCCCAAUGAUCCUGCAGCAACCCCUGGAGCGAGGCCCCCAGAGUCGGGCCCAGCGCGACCCGCGGGCCGCCUCAGGGGCGUCCCGAGGCCUGGACGCGAGCUCCCCUCUCCGAGGAGCUGUGCCCAUGAGCACCAAGCGUCGCCUGGAGGAGGAGCAGCUGCCUGCCUCCCUGUCUCUCCCCAGGGAGCCCCUGCGCAAGCAGUUCCUGUCUGAGGAGAACAUGGUCACCCACUUCUCUAGACUCAGCCUGCAUAAUGACCACCCUUACUGCAGCCCCCCCAUGGCUUUCCGCCCAGCUCUGCCCCCACUCAGAAGCCCUUGCUCUGAGCUGCUUCUCUGGCGCUACCCUGGGAACCUGAUCCCUGAGGCGCUCCGGUUGCUGAGGCUGGGGGACACCCCCACCCCCCACUACCCUGCAACCCCAGCUGGGGACAUAAUGGAGCUCUGAGUGCUGGGGGGCAGUGCCCCUGCCCACCUUCCUUCUUCCCCACAACAGGGGAGGCCAGCACUCCCACGAAGGGACCAGCUGCCCUGCUUUUCCUCCAGACCAGGCCUCUGGGCACCAGGACUUUCCCCCAAGAGGACACGGAGCCCUGGGGUGGGAGGGGCAGGAGCAUGGGAAGGGAGCUGUCUCCUCCUCAGAGAACUGAAUAAAGAUUGCUGAGCAAAUGAAGGUUUCA
Kogia breviceps (pygmy sperm whale) is the source of this 688-nucleotide messenger RNA. RefSeq names its product host cell factor C1 regulator 1 (gene HCFC1R1). NCBI's taxonomy places the organism in Eukaryota, Metazoa, Chordata, Mammalia, Artiodactyla, Physeteridae. The record is from RefSeq and is a predicted model, not a curated record.